Vicia faba (fava bean) is the source of this 1047-nucleotide messenger RNA. The record is from the annotation of a GenBank genome assembly. Lineage: Eukaryota; Viridiplantae; Streptophyta; Magnoliopsida; Fabales; Fabaceae.
AUGGCCAACAUUUCUGAUUCAAAGGAUCUCAUUUAUGAAAACUUGAGCAUGGAGAAGAGAGGAGAACAAGAAACAGUAAAAAAUGAAGAAGAAAGCUUCUCCUAUGCAAUGCAACUUGCAAUCUCUAUUGCACUUCCCAUGGCACUUGAAUGUGCAAUUGAACUUGGUGUAUUUGAAGUAUUGCAAAAAGCUGUGCUUAAUUGUACCCUCAUUCCUCAUGAUGAUGAUGAUGAUGAUGAACAAAACCACAUCAAUUCCUUUCAAAGACACUAUAGCAUGACUUCGGUUGCCAAAUUUUUUGCUCCUAAUUCUGACGGUGUUUCAUUAGCACCCUUGAUUGCGUUGAAUAUCGAUAACAUUUUUCUUGCUAGUUGGUCUCAACUUAAAGACGCAGUUCAGUUCGGAGGCACUCCAUUCAAUAAGGCUCAUGGCACCCAUCUAUUUGACUAUCCUAACUCCGAUUCGAGGUUCAAUCAAAUUUUCAAUACUGCAAUGAACAAUCAUUCAACUAUAGUCAUGAAGAGGGUUCUUGAAUGCUACGAUGGUUUUAAGGACAUAAAAAGACUUGUGGAUGUUGGUGGUGGCCUCGGGAUGAACAUUAACUUGAUCACUUCAAAAUACACUCAUAUACAUGGUAUCAAUUUUGAUUUGCCUCAUGUCAUACAACACGCUCCUUCCUAUCCUGGAGUGGAGCACAUUGGCGGAGAUAUGUUUGAAAGUGUGCCCAAAGGAGAUGCCAUUUUUAUGAAGUGGAUACUUCAUGAUUGGAGCGAUGAACGUUGUUUGAAACUUAUGAAGAAUUGCUAUGAUGCUAUUCCCGAUGAUGGAAAGGUGAUAGUUUUGGAGGCACUUCUACCUAUUAUGCCAAAGAACGAAGUUGUUUGGAAAUCUAUCUCUCAUGUGGAUAUUGCAAUGAUGACUCAUUGUUUAGAAGGAAAAGAAAGAACCGAACAUGAAUUCAAAGAUUUAGCAACUAAAGCUGGAUUUCGUGGCAUCAAAUAUGGAUGUUGUAUUUAUAAUUUUUGGGUUAUGGAGUUUUUCAAGUAA